CAAUCAGCUUGCAGCUCCACUAGAUCCCUCCCCAUGACCGGCUCCCUUCCUGAAUGAGGAAAUGAAACUGACGGCUGCUCUGAUCAACAUUACAGGUUCUCUGCUACUUGACACAUUUUGGAAAAGAAAUGUCAGACGGUAGUUGUGUUUUCUUUUUAAUAACAUAUCGGAGAGGAUGACAUCCUUAUAGAUGUUUUAGACUGGACUUGAUUUUGUACACUCCUGAAAGUGAAAGUAAAGUUUUCCAGCCAACUUCAAAAGCACAAGUGUAGUAGGCUGAUACUUGUGUUUUGAGGUGGUUUUCAAACAAGAAGAAAUCCUCAUUUUGUGAACAUUUAUAUUUUGUGUGUGUGAAAAAGAGAAUGGCGGCAAAACUACAAAAGGAUCUUUCCUGUCCACGGUGUGGAGAAAUCUUCAAGGAUCCCGUUCUUAUGUCAUGUAGUCACAGCGUCUGUAAAGUAUGUCUGCAGCAGUUCUGGGAGGGCAAAGGAUCCAGGGAGUGUCCAGUCUGCGGGCACAGAUCACCAGAGGACUGGCUUCCCUUAAAUCUGGCGUUGAUGAACCUGUGUGAGACUUUCCUACAGGAGUGGCAACAGGUGCCGUGCAGUCUGCACAAAAGAAAGCUGGAGCUCUUCUGCCACGAUGAUCAGCAGCUUGUGUGCCUGAUGUGUCGAGACUCACUAUUACACAAAGAUCACAGCUUCCGUCCAGUUGCUGAAGCAGCAAUUCAUGUAAAGGAGGAACUCAUGAUCAAACUACAGGAGAAGCUGAAGGCUUUUGAGAAGGCUAAAGACACCUGUCAUGAUUCAGCUGAGUAUAUUAAGACUCAGUCCCAGAACACCGAGAAGCAGGUCCAUGAGGAGUUUGAGAAGCUUCACCAGUUUCUACGAGAUGAAGAGGCAGCCAGGAUAGCUGCACUGAGGGAGGAAGAGGAGCAGAAGAGUCAGAUGAUGAAGGAGAAGAUUGAGAAGAUGAGCAGAGAGAUCUCAUCUCUUUCAGACACAAUCAGAGCCAUAGAGGAGGAGAUGGGAGCUGAUGACAUCACCUACCUACAGAAUUAUAAGAGCACAGUGAAGAGAGCCCAGUGCACACUGCAGGAUCCAGAGAGGGUUUCAGGAGCUCUGAUCAAUGUGGCCAAGCACCUGGGCAACCUGAAGUUCAGAGUCUGGGAGAAGAUGCAGGAGAUUAUUCAAUACACACCUGUGACUCUGGAUCCCAACACUGCGGCUGACACACUGCUCCUGUCUGAGGAUCUGACCAGUGUAAGUGGGGCUGAUGACGAGCAGCAGCUUCCUGAUAACUUGGAGAGAUUUGAUGAUUACGCCAACGUCCUGGGCUCUGAGGGCUUUAACUCAGGAACUCACAGCUGGGAUGUGGAGGUUGGGGAGAACACCUGGUGGUUUGUGGGUGUGAUGACAGAGUCUCUCCAGAGGAAGGGAGAUUUUAAUUCCAUGACUGGACGCUGGUAUGUUUGUUUAGAUGAUGGUAAAUAUGGAGCAGAGUCUCCACCUCAGCCCACCACUCUCCUCCCAGUGAAGCAGAAACUCCAGAAGAUCAGAGUGCAGCUGGACUGGGACAGAGGAGAGCUGUCAUUCUCUGACCCUGAUAAUAACACACACCUACACACUUUCAAACACACUUUCACUGAGAGAGUGUUUCCAUACUUUGCUAUUGGCUGUGUACUCUCACCUCUGAGAGUCUUAGCAGUGAAGGCUUCAGUGUCAGUAGGCAGCAGGGCCACGUUUGGGCAUUGGCAAAUGGGCUGCUGCCCCAGGGCCCCAGCCACUAGGGGGCCCCGGUGCGGGACGUUUAAAAAAGGAAAAAAAUAAUAUGAUCAUAUUUUGAUAUUUUUGAUGCAUUUCCCCACCAGUAGUGAAGCCCGCGUUGUCUUAUCGUCACGCGUCGUUGCCCAUAUCAAUGCAUGCUAUCACAGACGACAAUGGCUUUGCAUGAGACGAUUAGGAAAUAUGAAAGCGGAGAGAGGGCAGCAGCCCGGCGUUCUCAGUAAAGCGCGCCUGCAAGUGUACGGCCGUACACACUGUGCGUACCAUCAGGCCAUUCAACAACGAGAGAGAAUUUCCCCUGUGUGUGUGUGUAUUCCCACCAAA
Alosa alosa (allis shad) is the source of this 2108-nucleotide messenger RNA. Its product is annotated as E3 ubiquitin-protein ligase TRIM35-like. Gene Ontology annotation, molecular function: zinc ion binding; protein binding. The coding region runs from base 363 to 1829 and encodes 488 amino acids. The record is from RefSeq and is a predicted model, not a curated record. The transcript is spliced from 6 exons. Lineage: Eukaryota; Metazoa; Chordata; Actinopteri; Clupeiformes; Clupeidae.